Molecule: messenger RNA, 3714 nt
Organism: Leucoraja erinaceus (little skate)
Lineage: Eukaryota; Metazoa; Chordata; Chondrichthyes; Rajiformes; Rajidae
Product: rho guanine nucleotide exchange factor 7-like
Exons: 22
Coding region: 183-2762 (859 amino acids)
Biological process (GO): intracellular signal transduction
Molecular function (GO): guanyl-nucleotide exchange factor activity; protein binding
Source: RefSeq, a predicted model, not a curated record
GCGGACGGCGCUAGGGGGCGUCAGCAGCGAUGGGCUGUCGGAGCAGCGAGGGUCGGGGAUAAUCAGUGCGCUCGGCCGACUCUCCGUCUGCCAUGCUGGGCAUCCCGGAGUAGCUCCGGUGAAGCAGAGGCUGUGGCUCGGGGAGCCGGCAGCCAGCAGCCAGCGCCCGGCCCGCGGACGCCAUGAGCUCGGCCGAGCAGACGGUGACCUGGCUCAUCAGCCUCGGGGUACUCGAGUCCCCCAAGAAGAGCGUGUCGGACCCCGAGGCCUUCCUGCGGGCCGUGCUCCGGGAUGGGGUGGCUCUCUGCCGGCUGCUGGAGCGGCUGGUGCCGGGCUCGGUGCAGCGGAUACACCAGGACCCCAAAUCAGAGGUGGAAUGUCUGAAUAACAUCAAAGAGUUUCUGAAAGCCUGCGGGGCGCUUCGAGUUGAGACUUUUGAUGCGAAUGAUCUUUAUCAAGGACAGAACUUCAACAAGAUUCUUAGCUCCCUGGUCACUUUGAAUAAAGUAACUGCAGAUAUUGGUGUUGGAAGUGACUCGGUAUGUACACGUCAUCAAUCCCAUCAAAUAAAGUCAGCUGAUUCUCUCGCUGGAGCCCACUUGUCCCUUGGAAGAACUUCCAAAAACUUUCCUGGAAAAUAUCGAAGUUUAGACAUGACUGAUAACAGCAACCAUCACAUGGUGGUAAAAGCAAAAUUCAACUUCUAUCAGACCAACGAGGAUGAACUCUGCUUUGCCAAGGGUGAUAUCAUCCAUGUUACCAGAAUUGAGGAAGGGGGCUGGUGGGAAGGAACACUCAACGGCAAAAACGGCUGGUUUCCCAGCAAUUAUGUGAGAGAAAUGAAGCUGAAUGAAAAAACAGUCUCUCCGAAGUCUGCAACUUUGAAAAGUUCACCUAAGGGAUUUGAAACUCCUCCAAUUAGUAAAGGUUACUACAAUGUGGUGCUGCAGAACAUUCUGGACACGGAGUGUGACUAUGCGGAGGAACUAACAAUGCUUUUGUCCACGUUCCUGCGACCUCUACAAGCCAGUGACAAGUUAAGUGCUGUUGAAGUGGCGUCCUUGAUAGGAAAUCUGGAGGAUAUUUGCUCAUUCCAACAGACUCUUGUUCAGUGUUUAGAAGAUUGCACCAGGUUACCCGAGUCACAACAGAAAGUCGGGGGCUGCUUUGCCAACCUAAUGUCACAGAUGAAAAGUCUGUACCUUGCAUAUUGUGCCAACCAUCCAUGGGCGGUGAACAUCCUCACAGAGUACAGUGAGGAGUUGGGGGAAUUUGUGGAAAUGAAAGGCGCAUCUAGUCCUGGGAUCCUCAUGCUUACCACCAGCCUCAGCAAACCGUUCAUGAGACUGGACAAAUAUCCAACUCUGCUGAAGGAACUGGAGCGUCACAUGGAGGAUUCCCACCCAGACUGGCCUGACAUCCAGAGAUCCAUGACUGCAUUCAAAAGCCUUUCGUCGCAGUGUCAAGAAAUCCGGAAGAGAAAGGAGUUGGAACUACAGAUCCUGACGGAAACAGUCCAUGGCUGGGAGGGUGAAGAUAUUCGAUCCCUUGGCAACGUCAUCUACAUGUCCCAGCUCAUGGUGCAGAGUGGCAAUGAGGAGAAGUGUGAGAGAUAUUUUCUCCUGUUUCCACACGUCCUUCUCAUGCUUUCUGCCAGUCCCAGGAUGAGUGGUUUCAUUUAUCAGGGGAAAUUGCCAUUAACAGGAUUAACCGUAACCAAGUUAGAGGACAGUGAUGAGAACAAGAAUGCCUUUGAAAUUACUGGAAGUAUGAUUGAACGGAUUUUGGUGUCGUGUUCAAGUCACCAGGAUAUGCAGGAGUGGGUCGACCAUCUGCACAAGCAGACUAAAGCACCAAGUGUCGGAGUUGUAAGGCAACAGUCCAUGCCAUGUCACACACUUCCGUUACAUCCCGUGACACCAAUCAACAAGCAUUCUGAUGGGUAUCCAAUAUCUGUGACUCCAUCCUACCACACCCUUCCUCAUCCUUCCCUGCAUGGGACAUCCCACAGCACCCUGAGCUGGGGACCUCUGGAACCCCCCAAGAUGCCAAAGCCAUGGAGUUUGAGCUGCCUCCGACCAGCAGCCCCACUAAAACCGUCGGCUGCUCUUUGUUACAAGGAGGACCUCAGUAGGAGCCCCAAAACCAUGAAGAAGCUGCUUCCCAAACGGAAACCAGAAAGGAAACCUUCUGAGGAGGAAUUUGCACUGAGGAGAAGCACAGCAGCUCUUGAAGAAGAUGCACAAAUAUUGAAAGUCAUUGAAGCUUACUGCACUAGUGCCAAAACCCGUCAAACUCUGAACUCAACAUGGCAGGGGACUGACUUGAUGCACAAUCACAUUCUGAGCGAUGAUGAUCUAUCAAGCUUGGACUCCUCAGCUCGUCGCAGCAGCCUCUCCCGCCUCGAACCCGCUGACCUUUCUGAAGACUCAGACUAUGACAGUAUAUGGCUGGCCCACAGUUACCGAGCAGGUUCAACAACUCCGUAUCGUAAAGAAUCUGCACCUCAGGUUUUCCUACCAGAAGAAGAGAAAAUGAUUGUAGAAGAAACCAACAGCAACGGGCAAAUGAUCAUCGAAGAAAAGACCCUUGUGGACACAGUUUAUGCGUUAAAGGAUGAGGUGCUUGAACUGAAGCAGGAAAGCAAGAAGAUGUGGUGUUCUUUGGAAGAGGAACAGCGAGCACGCAAGGAACUGGAGAAGCUCAUUAGAAAAGUUCUAAAGAAUAGGAAUGAUUUCUCAUGGGAUGAAACCAACUUAUAAUCCAUCUAUAACGCAUAGAACUGGUCAUAUGUACCUGGGAAUGGUCCUCUGUGGUAAUUAACAAUCAAGCACUUGACAUGUGUUCUUUUGUUACUGGCCUCUCCAGUAUUUUAGUGCUGACAUUGACUGGAGUAUUUUACUAAUUUAAACAUCUGAUAUGUUAGUAGACUUGGCAUUGCCUUGUUGAAGUUCAAGGCUUUGAAUCUUGCAGGAUGAACCAUUUGCCUAUGUGAUUCCAGGACAGAGGAGCGCAAAAGGUUAGCCUUUAUUUUGCCCAUUGGGGCUGCAACCUGCAUGGCGCCCAGACCUGGAACAAGAAUCUUGAGCUGAAACUAAUCUGCAGGAGUUCGGCCAUUGGGGUUAUAUCGGUAUCUUGAAGUCUGACCCCAAUUGAGAGUGGUGCAUUAUGCAAGAAUGGACAUUUCGCUGGAAUUUCAAAGCGUUCAGAUGUGGACUGGCACCAGGAUGUCUGUUUUGCUUUCCAUUUUCCUUUUCCAUUCUCUGCUUGAUAAUUGUGCAGACUUUGAUUGGAAAUUACUUCUGGUAUUUGGUGAAAUGGAAUUCAUAUAGGUCAACAUCAGCAGUUGACCUGUUAAGUCAUUUGGUACAUGUGUCCAGUGGACGGAUGUACAACCAUACUUCAUGUUUAAUUUUGGAGGUGCCUGGAUUGAUAUUCAUGCUUUCUCAUGGAAUGCUCUGGGAGGCGGCGUUCCCGACAGUGCGUUCAGGGAACACUCUCGGCACUCCCAACAAAUGAGGAUUUGUGAGGAGUGGUUUAUGUAAUAUAGUUUCUGUCUUUCAAGUUGUGUCGAGCCAUUCUCAAUGUGGUUCACGCUCAUAGAUUUACACGGUGCAAUAUUGUUUAAAAUAUCCCAUUGAUCAGCUGUUGUUGUAACUGGGUGAUAGUCGACACUAAGACCUAACUGGAAAAAUAAAGGUUGUUUUACAUUUU